Messenger RNA from Erinaceus europaeus (western European hedgehog), 5703 nucleotides. RefSeq names its product chromosome 14 C21orf91 homolog (gene C14H21orf91). The record is from RefSeq and is a predicted model, not a curated record. Bases 301 to 1161 code for a protein of 286 amino acids. The transcript has 6 exons. Lineage: Eukaryota; Metazoa; Chordata; Mammalia; Eulipotyphla; Erinaceidae.
ACCUCGGAGUCCCGGCCCCCGACCCACCUGCUUUCGGGACCCAACGUCCAGCCGCGUUCCGUGCUCCGAGCCUCGAGGUCCUAUGCGCUGCUCCGCGCGGGGUGCCCCGACGGACGGACAGACAGACGGAGAGAUGGCUCGGGCUCCAAGCAGGGGCACUAUGAACGAAGAGGAGCAGUUUGUAAACAUUGAUUUGAAUGAUGACAACAUUUGCAGUGUUUGCAAACUGGGAACUGACAAAGAAACACUCUCCUUCUGCCACGUUUGUUUUGAGCUAAAUAUUGACGAUUUUCACUUUAGAUGAGCAAAGACAUUGGAAACCUAAACCAAGUUUGUAUUUUACCUGCCCCAAGACUCAUACCCCAAGAAACUGAGGACCAGAUCAUUGUUCAAGGAGUACCAAAAUCCAAUCUUUUACAUACCAGAUCACUACGGGGCCAUAAAGACUGCUUUGAAAAAUAUCAUUUGAUUGCAAAUCAGGACUGCCCUCAAUCGAAGCUUUCCAAAAGUACCUAUGAAGAAGUUAAAACUAUCUUGAGUAAGAAGAUAAACUGGAUUGUACAGUAUGCACAAAAUAAGGAUCUGGAUGCUGAUUCUGAAUGUCCCAAAAGUGCCCAGCAUCACCUAUUUAAUUUCCGACAUAAGCCAGAUAAAAUGUUACUCCCACAGUGUGACUCCCAAGUACCAAAGUAUUCUGCAAAAUGGGUAGAUGCAAAUACAGGUGGCCUCCCAAACUGUACACAAAGAAUUUUGGAACAGAGGGAAGCUACAGACUUUGGACUUUCUGUGUUACAAAAUUCAGGUGCCACUUUAUGUCAUAAUAGUGUAUUGUGGCCUCAUGGUCACAGCCAAGCACAGAAAAAAGAAGCUGUUGUCUCAAGCCCAGAGACUAAUGUCCAGACCCAGUAUCAACAUUACAGCAGAGAGGAGUUGACUUCGAUGACUCUCGGUGAGGUAAAGCAACUGAAUACAAAGCUCCAACAGCAAAUACAGGAAGUUUUUGAAGAGUUAUCACAUCAAGUGCAAGAAAAAGAUUCUUUGGCCUCAGAGCUCCAUGUUCGCCAUGUUGCCAUCGAACAGCUUCUCAAGAACCAUUCCAAGUUACCAUGUUUGCAAGUGGGGCGAGCAGGAAUGAAGUCACAUCUAUCCAUAAACCACUGAACUAAAUUUAGACUUGCUUCCUCUGCCCUACCGUGUUUUGGCAUAUUAGACAUGCAAGCUUUGAAGAAGCUAAAGAAAAUGAUGGUCCAUUUUUAUAUGAUCAUUAAAUUUGCAAAUCUUAAAAGGAUGUUGUACAUCUUUGUCAAAUAAAGCAGAUCAUUAUACUCUAGUCUUCUAGGGUUAAUCAUUUUGAUUCAUUUGGGGAAUUUUUUCCCCAUAAUUACUAAAUGGCCCUCCCUAACUUUUACAUGUGACUGCUUAAAUAUACUGUUACAGUGUAAAGUUAUUAAACAUUUUCAUGUAAUUCACCAGCCUAAAAUAAUAGAAGGUUAACAAGCUCCUUAGAUUAAUCUGAACUACUAAAGAUAUCUUUUAAGAAGGAAGUUGAAUUUAUAACAUCACCUCUUAUUUAUUGUGAGCAAUAUUUUAAUAUGAAAUUUUAUAUAUAAAUGCUAUUUUGGCUACCUUUCCAUCCUCUUUAUAAAUAUGUAUUUGAAUGACUGUAUACAUUAACACCUCAUGUGUGAAAAUGGCCACCCAUAUUUUAGAUUGCUGCAUUUUAUUCUUUUAGUACAGUUUUUAUAAAUAUUAUCUUGUUUUCCAAAGAUGAAUGUAUUUUGGAAUAGAAAUCUUGUUGAAUUGUUUUAACCUCAACUCCAAGAUGAAUUGAUAACUUUUUAAAGGAAGUAUUCCAGAAAAUAACAUUAUUUUUUUUCUAAUAAAUGCAGCAGUUCUUGGUUUGGGAAGAAAAUCUUAAUCUAGUUUUUUGUACUCUACUUCAUUCAUUGUUACUUUUAUCUUAAAGAGUCAAAUGUGUUAGAAUUUGAAUGGAGUAAGCCAAACAUCACUUGUAAGUUAAAUGUAGUAUCUGUCUUCAAAAGGAGUAUGCUAUAAAAUUGUUGUCCUGUCUUUGAAAUAUAAAUUCAUGCUAUGUGCUACUUUGGAUCAAAAAUCAAGACUCCUUAAGCUGUCCAAGUUUUGUUAUCAAUAACAUGGACAUUAGGGCCCAAAGAAAGCUUGAUAAAGUAUUGUUCUCAUCUUCAGAAUCUGGGGAGAAUAAAAGAUUGCUUGGCACAAGAUAGUUCAAAAUCAUCGGCCAGCUUUUAAAAAGAUAUUCUUAAAAGUUGUAUGUGUUGUUUCCAAAGAGUUCUUAAUAGAUUGUCUCACAACCAGAUAUACUUUUUUAAAUAAUGUAUUAUAGUAAAAGCUAUAACCAAUGCAGAAUUUAAGUUGGCUCUAAAUUCUGUUUUCAGCUGGUGCUUAGACUAUAUUUAUGAGAUAGCUCUUUUUGCUGGAAAGAAUCUGUAGGGAAGGUCAUUAACUUAGCAUCUUCAUGCAUAAAGAUAUGAAUGACUUCUGCCUUAAAUUUGGGAGCUUGCCCUGGCUUGGGUCAAAUUUUAGUCUUUAACAGAAUAAAAAGACAACAACAACAAAAAAAAACAUGAUAUUUGACUAAGCAAAGAAAUGUCUCAAUCUAGUAGAAAAUAACUUUUGUAAAGCCCAUGUUAAAAUUUCCUGAGAGUAUUAAUUGGUAUCUCAUUCAUUUUGCUUUGUUUGCUUUAAAGUAUGAUAGGACAGCUUUCUUGGAGAAAGCCUUUAAAGCUUCCUCAUUUUCUCUCAAUUCUUGAGUCAUCCACAGUGAGUUCAAAGUCUAGGAGAUGGGGAUGCAUUACCUUCAUUUUGAUAAGCUUUAAGUUGAAUGUGUGGAAUAUCAAAAUCUCUUUAAAUUUACAAGUUAAAGACAUUUCCCACUGAUAGCACUUAAUAUCCAUUUGUUACUGGGCACAUUUUCAAAUUUGACUUUUUAAAAAUUUUUUAUGCCUCUAUUUGAUCACUUUAGGGAUAGACAAAGUUUUGAGAUAGGUUGCAUUUAAUAAAUCAGUGACAGCAUAUUUCUAGUGUAUGAGCCAUAUGAUGCAGUCCUGCUUGCAAUACUGUUAUUGACAGGUGAUUUACUUUACUUCUUAAAGGAUUUCUGGCAAAGAUUUAACUAUAUAAAUUUAUUUGAGACAAUUGAAUUAGAUUGUGCAUGUCUUAUUCAGGGACUCCGAUUUAUUUCAUUUGUAUAUUCCUACUUAAGCUCUUUGGAAGAAAAGGUGCUCUUAAAAAGUCUCUAUGGUGCUGGUACCCACACUAGUACUAUAUUCCAGUGAAUAUUCUGAUGGAAAAAAAAAAAAGAUUGAAGUAUUUUGAACAAAAGCUUAUCCAAGUAUUUAGUGAAUUUAUUACAUAUUUCUAUGUUUUUAUUAAAUAUGCAACUAUUAUACAUGCUAAAUAAGAACAAAGGACAAUAGUGGAGCUCUAACUUGGCAAAACAUGAAAUAACACAAGUAUUCAUUACACUUGGUUGUUCAGAUAUUAAUAUUUAUGGGGACUUUUAGAAAAAAAUGGCAUACCUAAUUUCAGUUUCAAAAAUGGCCAGAGAGAUUGCCAACUGGCCACUAAGAUUUUCAGAGCUUAUAGGACUAAGAAGAGUGAAGUAAAACUUUCAUAAUUAGGUUAAAUUCAGUUUAGAAAUCAAAAGUAAGUUUACCCAAACAAAAUGUAAGUUUUAAAAUCUGAUCAGCCUGUUAAUUAAAGUAAAAAUAAAUUUGACUGUGAGGUUAUCUUCCUUUGAUCCUAUUAGCCAAAUCUGUCUUUAUAAGUACCUAAGACACCAGUGAUAGAGAUGCAGGGAACAAAAUAUUUUGUUCCAUUGUGUAGUUUAUUGAUUGAUUGAUAUUUAGAUAGACAGAAGGUGGCUAAAGAGAGGGAGGGAGAGAGAGAAACCAGAGCACCAAAGCUUCCUUCGAUGUAGUAGAGGCUGUGCUUGAACCUGAGUCAAGCACAUGACAAACUCAGCACACCAGCCAAGUGAGCUGUUUUGCCAGCCCUACAUAGUUCCUUAAUGCACUCUAUUGGAGCAAAGAGAUGUUCAGUGCUUCAAAUUAUUUGUUCAUUUCACCACAAAGUGCCCUAUAUAUAUAUAUAUAUAUAUUUGAGGAGUAUUUUUUAAAUGAGUUCAUAUUUGAAAGUGACUUUAGAAACAUAGUUAAAAGAUUCUUGUUAAUGUUGAAAUUUCUUGGAUUAUUUGUUUUUUUCAUUUUACCAUAUUCUUCAUCACUGGAAAUGGCUUCAAGUACUUUCUUUUUUACUUGUAUGUUUUUCUCUCUAAUGUGUGUAUGCACUAUUGAGCAUUGUCAGUUUUUACUAGGGUUUGGUUUUUUUGUUUUUAACCUUUUAAUUUUGGAUGUAUCACUUUGGGCUUUCCUUUGUUUAGAAUGAAAUCUGUGUUGUGUCAUAAAUGUAAUAACAAGGUAUAUAUGUUUUCAACUUAAAUAGAACUUCUAAAGAAUAAAUUAUUUAUUUAGUAAAUAAAUAAUUUAGUACUCAUUUGGGUUAGUAACCAUAACAUGACAUGAAAAUUUUUAAAUGGUAGAGUGUAAAAAUUUUAGUUUUAUUUUUUUCUGGUUUAUGCCAGUUAGUGUACUUAACAUGUUUUUACUGCUAUGCUGAAGUAUGAUGCUUGAGUAUUUAAGUUUUUACUGAGAAGUUUAGUACUCUGCACAGUGUUUUAAUCUUUUUAAAUUCGACCAUAAACAAAUACAGCUAAUUUUGUUUUGGUGUUUAAUUGCAGUGCUUUAGGUUGGUGAAACUGAUUAUUUGAGGAAGCUUGUGGAAAUCAGUAAGAAAUCAAACCCUCAAGCAGAUUACUUGCCACCAAAGUUUUAUGGUGUUGGAAAGUUUACUUGCCAGAAUAAUAACCACAUUGUGAUAGGGGCUCUGGCACAAGUAGCUCUAUCUUAGAGGAAGGUUUUUGGAAUGCAGAAUUUCUGUCUUGCUUCUCAGCAUUUCAUUCACUUCAUCUUUUCAUAACUGCCCUUUUUGUAAUGUACGUAUUAGUCACCUUGCUGUGAACCUUUUUAUUUUUUUAUUGCAAGUAACACAUUCAGAUUGUUUUUAGCAUGUAGUUGGUAAGAUAGCCUUCCUUUCUUUUAAAUUUACAUGUGGGGCCCAGGUUACAAUAGCACUUUAGUGAUAGUGAAUGUGUUUACCAUUUUAAGCUUACCAACCAAAGUGAAGAAGAAAAAAAAAAGAUGGAGAAUGACUAUUUUCUUCCACCUUCCCUCCAAAAAAGUGUUAGUUGAACUUAUUUCAAUAAUACAUACAGGAAAUUUUAGUGUGUAUUUCUUCUUUCACACAUGUAGAAUAUUUCCAUCCCAUUACCUCCUAAAGAGGCUUAGAAAGUGUUAGUGAUGACAUCUGUUAAGUGCCAUUCCUACAUUGAAUCUAUCUGUGUUAACCUUUAAAUCUGAGCAGCAAAUCUGUGGUCAUUGAACUUGUGUUGGUGUUUAAAAUAUGCUUUGCAAAAUUAUACUAAGGUGGUCAGAAAAAGAAAAUAAAACUGCAGUUAUGUUUUGAAGAAGUUUGCAACAUUAUUUGGCUUAAACUUUAAAACUGCAAUAAUUUGUAUAUUUGUAUUGCUCUACUUUGAAACUAUACAUGUGCUUACCUGCUAUUUUUAAUUUUACAACAAUAAAAUAAAUAUUUUGUUAUCCGUUA